This is a messenger RNA of Pseudocercospora fijiensis CIRAD86, 1767 nucleotides long. RefSeq lists its product as uncharacterized. Lineage: Eukaryota; Fungi; Ascomycota; Dothideomycetes; Mycosphaerellales; Mycosphaerellaceae. Gene Ontology annotation, biological process: glycerol transmembrane transport; water transport. The transcript is spliced from 3 exons. Gene Ontology annotation, molecular function: water channel activity; glycerol channel activity. The annotation marks the transcript as partial. The record is from RefSeq and is a predicted model, not a curated record. Gene Ontology annotation, cellular component: plasma membrane.
CCGCGUCGAGCAGCCACCGUUGCUGCUCGCCGCUUUCGCUCUCCUCAACGCCCCUCAACAGCACUUCAGCCUGAGACAUCAAACCAUUCCAGCCUAAGACGACGUAGCACUGCUGCAUCUAAGAGAAGUCAAGGAGCAGAAGCACGGUCUAGCACUGCAGCUGGAAGGUCUAAAUUGCAAACACUUGCUGGGCCUGAGAUAACUCCGCAAGUCGAGGCAACCUAUCAGCCUUAUGUGAAUCCAGGCUACGCUGAGCUCAACCCAGAAUAUGAGCAACCGGCCAAUGCCAAACCAGUAUGGAGUUUGGCAAAGCCAUUGCCUCGUGUAGUCCGACCUGGGAUGGUGCCGACGAGUAGCGAGAUUUUUCAGAGUAGACAACACCCACAAUUGCCAGGAGGGAAUACUCAGAAGCUUGGGAUUGAAGCCGAUCCCAAUGAUCUCGAAGCAGGUAGGAUUCAGCCAGCUAUCAAUCCAGCCAAGGUAUCAGCGCAGCUGAAAGAUUCAAGGGCUCAAAGGGAAGAAAACUUCUUGUCGAGCCAGAUCGGAAGGAGAGGCACGGUCACAGGACGCGGGAGAGCCACCAGCAGAGCGAGUCAGUACCAAGUGAGCUUUGGAGAGCCAGAAAAGAGUCAUACACAACAAGGUCAAGAUGGAAAGGCGGGCGAAGAAGUUCCUCUUGUGUCGCCUGGGAUGGAGAGAACUCCGUCCGCGCCAGACGAGCUCGGUGCGACACCCUUGGAAGCAAUACCAGAACGACAUGAGCCUCCAACACGGCCAGCAUCUUUGGCAGAAGGAGAAGACGAUGAUGCUUCGCAAGCAACACUACACGAGGAUGAAGAGCCAGACUUAUGGGUGGAUAUGGAUCCCAUCAAGCCCAUCGACAAUCCGCCCUUGGUUGCCGAAGUGCAUAACAAUCAUACCUGGUGGUCGAUUGUGAGAACACAGCACCGAGAGUUCUUGGCAGAAUUCCUUGCAACAUUCGUUCAGCUGACCACCGGCUUCUGCGCCGAUACUCAAACCACGCUCAACAAUAAUGGAAACCCCAACAGCACAGCAUGGGCGUGGGGCUUUUCUACCAUGAUCGGCAUUUACAUUUCCGGUGGCAUUUCAGGAGCACAUCUGAACCCUGCCAUCACUCUCAUGCUAUGGUUCUAUCGCGGCUUUCCGAAACGCAAGGUCCCCGAGUACGUCUUAGCACAGCUCCUAGCAGCCUUUCUCGCAGCCUUAGUGGCAUACGGAUUAUACUUCGCCGGUAUCCAAAACUACAUCAAUACCAGCAGCACCACAGACCCAGCGAGCGACAUCUUGAACGGCUUCGUCACUUCGCGACGCUUCACCUUCAUUGACACAGCAACAGCAUUCUUCAACGAGUUUCUCGGCAUUGCAUUUCUAGGCUGCACGAUCCUCGCAUUAGGUGACGACCAAAACGCACCUCCCGGAGCAGGAAUGAAUUCUUUGAUUAUCGGUCUAGUGAUCACAGGCCUGAGUCUCUCCUUCGUAUACAACACCGGUCUCGCCAUGAACCCUACUCGCGAUCUCGGGCCACGUCUAGCGAUGCUCGCUCUAGGAUAUGGAAAGGAGCUCUUUACCAAUCCCUAUUGGUUCUAUGGCCCUAUCGUGGCGCCCAUCCUAGGUGCUUUUGCGGGUGGUGCGCUGUACGAUAUUGCUAUCUUUACUGGAGGUGAGAGUCCGAUUAAUUAUCCUUGGACGAGGACGAAACGGAGUUAUAGGAAAGGCAAUGCUAAGUGGAAGAGGAGACUUCGUCUU